Pochonia chlamydosporia 170 is the source of this 936-nucleotide messenger RNA. Its product is annotated as Osmosensor, Mos1. NCBI's taxonomy places the organism in Eukaryota, Fungi, Ascomycota, Sordariomycetes, Hypocreales, Clavicipitaceae. Bases 1 to 936 code for a protein of 311 amino acids. Gene Ontology annotation, molecular function: protein binding. The record is from RefSeq and is a predicted model, not a curated record. The transcript has 3 exons.
AUGGCUCUGUUCAAGCCGCCUUCCAGACGUAAGUCACAUCCGACCGCGUGGACGGGUUCAUCCAUUUUCUACCUCGGAAAUGAAGAUCAAAUGGUUCAGCCCAUAUCUGUUGUGAAAAUUGGUGUUACUGCAUACAACUUUCAAGUAUGUCGUGUCAUCAACGUCGCCGUCAUCUCAUUCCACGUAUACGGUUCGGACUCAGUCAACCUUGUCAGCCAGCUGCAGUCUUUUGCAGCGAGACAAAGAGGGUACAAAUACAUUAUGUUCCGUCUAAGCAACAUCCUCGCUAAGCCAUUUGACCUGGCUACGCUAUCUGUCUCAAUUCUUUGCUGGGUCGUCACUGCGGUAUCCUGCAUACUUUGUCAAAUACAGGCUGACACGGUGAAUCUGUUUCCCUCAUUCGCAUGGUGGUCGAUCGUUUACAGUUUUUUCCUGAUCGCCGGAAUUUUUUAUUUGACAGGAAGUGAUGGGCUUGCGAGAUAUCAAGUCGCGAUUGCUGGGUAUCUCGGGGCAGGAAUAGUGCUGGUCACAUCUUCCGUGAAUUCGUUAGCAUAUUCACCUAGUGGUGCUAGAGUCGCUGCCACUGUAGGAUUCAUAGUGCUUUCUAUGGUCAUGAUUAUAUGGCUACUAUACUUUGGUUCGGAGCAGUCUUCCAAACCGCGACAGCUUGUAGACUCUCUCUCUGACAUAUCUUCUUCAAUAAGAACUGAGAAGAGGGCAGAACCGUUGCCAAGCUCUCCGAAAACCCAUCAAGAAUGGCCGUACACGGCGACAGCCUUAUACUCUUACGAUGGCAACCCCAAGGACCCAAAAGAGAUCUCAUUUACUAGAGGAGAGAUUUUGGAUGUAUCUAAUAUUUGCGGGGCGUGGUGGCCAGUGAAGAAAACUUCAGGAGAGGAAGGCAUCGCACCAAGUAGUUAUCUCGUGCUGAGAUAG